UGUUUGUGACGGGCUUUUAUUGUGAAAGGAUUAAACCGGAAGCAUUAUUCCGGUUUAAGUCAGCGCAGCAGCAAUGGCCGGGGCUGGAGACAGACUGUGGAGGUCACCUCGGGCUUGUGAUGACUAUUGGAGUGAAUUCCGACAUUGCAAAAGCUUGAGUAAUCGUUUUCACCACUAUUACGCUUAUGGUACCUCACCAUCCUGCCAGCAGUGGAAAGAGGAUUACCAAAACUGCAGGCAGUGGGAGAAACACCAAAGCAUUGAGGCCAAGGAAGCUUUGCAGCAGAGUGAGAGGAACAGAGUGGCAGAGCAGAAAAAGUUUACUCCUGUGUGGGAGCUGAGGCGAGACCCUCCCAAAGACUGGCACAUGCCCCUGAACCAUGAGAAGCCCCAGGACUCCUGAACACACUAUUAACCUGCUGCCUCUGGAGGCCAAAACAAAGUGACAUGAAAAUGAAGAGUCAAGAUGAAUGUCUCUUGAUGGACUUGAUUAAAGCAUGAAGAGACUACACAUCACUCAUUGAUAUCUCAUGCUGUUUUCAGUGAGCUGCUGAUCGAGAAGAUAUAAAUGUCAAAGUUAUGGCAGCAUCUAGUGGUCAGUGAUGACCAUGGCAGCAUCUACAACCUGUUGUUUACAAUAUAUCUGCAAUUAAGUGUUGUUUGCAAUUACUCCUACAAAGCACAAAAGCUGUUUGUCCUUACACUGCAGGUGAUAUUGAAAAAAAAUUCCCAUCCCAGUAAUGAAAAAUAUACAAUGACAGAUAGUCAGAAUUAAAAACUAAUGCUGCUUUGUUUUUAAACAUUGUACUUAGCUUUUGUUGGUAUCAAACAGGAGUUGGCCUCAGAAGCAUGUCAGCAGUUAUCUACUAACAUUAUUAAUUGUCAUCUUUAACAUAGGUAUAAUUAAUUUUCUAAUGCUGUAGAUACUCUGCACACAUUUAUUUUGCCUUUUGUAAUAAAUUAUUUAGUAAUAAAUACGGUAAUUAUGGGUUUAUCCAGACAUAAAAAUGCUGAAAUAAAACUAACAAUUUUGCUUUAUAAAAAAAACACAUUUUUAUUCAUUAUUUUAUACAGAUUCUAAAGUGGAUGGCGAUGAUUAUGAUGCAAAGUUUCAAUGAAUUAUGUAGAAUUGUGUACAGAAAUUAACAAAUGAGGUGACUUUACAAACUCGACACAAAAAAGGAAAAGAAGUAUCAUUCAAUCCCACACACACAAGCUGUUGCCUUGCCUCAUGGAAUUGUACAAACAAAGGGACAAUACACUAAAUUGAAGACAAUAAACAGAGGCUGCACCAGUA
Molecule: messenger RNA, 1297 nt
Organism: Notolabrus celidotus (New Zealand spotty)
Lineage: Eukaryota; Metazoa; Chordata; Actinopteri; Labriformes; Labridae
Gene: c9h22orf39
Product: chromosome 9 C22orf39 homolog
Exons: 3
Coding region: 74-403 (109 amino acids)
Source: RefSeq, a predicted model, not a curated record